This is a messenger RNA of Venturia canescens, 1094 nucleotides long. Its product is annotated as ATPase family AAA domain-containing protein 2-like. Gene Ontology annotation, cellular component: nucleus. Lineage: Eukaryota; Metazoa; Arthropoda; Insecta; Hymenoptera; Ichneumonidae. Bases 212 to 1054 code for a protein of 280 amino acids. The transcript has 4 exons. Gene Ontology annotation, biological process: positive regulation of transcription by RNA polymerase II. The record is from RefSeq and is a predicted model, not a curated record. Gene Ontology annotation, molecular function: ATP binding; histone binding; ATP hydrolysis activity.
AAGUCAGAAACAUGAAAUUUCAUCGUUAAAACAUCCAAAAUAACCUGACUAUUUUUCUAUUUAAAUUCUUGUGGCAGUACUCUUUAGUACAACCAUUAUGCGAGUGCGCCGAGACUCGUCGAGACGUUAAAUUUCUAAUUAGCAGUUUGUAUUUCAUUCACUCAUUGUCAGUUAUUUUUUUAAAAAAACAGAAACUUUAUUGUGUUAAAUAAUGACGUCGAAAGAUUUUACGUGCAUCGGCGGUCUGGACAAGCAUAUACGAAUCGUCAAAGAAACCGUUCUUUUCCCUCUGACGUAUGGCGAGGUCUACGCCAAGUUCAAUUUACGACCACCACGUGGCCUGUUGUUCUACGGUCCUCCUGGCACUGGGAAGACGCUCGUGGCUAGCGCCCUCGCAUCGGAGUGCAGUAAUUCCGAAAGAAAAGUUUCCUUCAUAGCGCGCAAAGGUGCGGAUUGUCUCAGCAAAUGGGUUGGGGAGAGUGAAAAAAAAUUACAGAAAAUAUUCCAGCUGGCUCAGCAAAGCAAACCGUGCAUCAUAUUUUUCGACGAAGUCGAUGGCUUAGCGCCUACGAGGUCAACCCGUCAAGACGCCGUCCACGCCAGUGUAGUUUCAACUUUAUUGGCUCUCAUGGAUGGCCUCGAUAAUAAUUCAGAAAUAAUCGUUAUCGGUGCCACCAAUCGAUUGGAUGCCAUUGAUCCAGCUCUUAGGAGACCCGGACGAUUCGAUCGUGAACUUUAUUUUCCUUUGCCUUGUUACAUGGCGAGGAAAGAUAUUCUCUCGGUACACGUCAGAAGCUGGAAGCAGAAACCUCCAGUCAAAUUUCUCGCUUACUUAGCCUCGAAAACCGUCGGUUAUUGUGGCAGUGAUUUGCAAGCUUUAUGCGCAGAAGCCGUUAUGUGUUGUGUCAGGAGACAUUAUCCACAAAUAUAUACUACGAAAUCAAAGUACCACAUCAACGAGCGUUCUCUCAAGGUUUUUCAAUUUUCAUUUAAAAUAAUUCCGACGUGCCAGCACGAAAGUGAUGACAUCAAUUACUUUUUUCUGUUUUUAUAAAAAAAAUCGUUUUUAAAAAGGUUGAGAAACAAGAUUUUAU